Xenia sp. Carnegie-2017 is the source of this 3151-nucleotide messenger RNA. RefSeq names its product netrin-1-like. The coding region runs from base 608 to 2392 and encodes 594 amino acids. Gene Ontology annotation, molecular function: protein binding. The record is from RefSeq and is a predicted model, not a curated record. NCBI's taxonomy places the organism in Eukaryota, Metazoa, Cnidaria, Anthozoa, Malacalcyonacea, Xeniidae. The transcript is spliced from 9 exons.
AUUAGAGACGCGUGAUAUUUGUGUAUGCAUCGUGGUUGAGACGAGAAAAUCAGCAGCAUCAAUUCCUCUCUAACCACAGCGACCACAGCAAUCAUUGGACUGUAAAAUUGGUUUAAUUGGGGAUAAAAGGUUUCCAAAUAUAGCUAGAACGUCUGGACAAUAGAAUCAUUGACAUAAGACACGUUGUCUUUAACUUUCCUGGUUUAAAGUUGGAACUUUUCGUGGUGGGUCCAAUUUCGAGUCCAAGUUCGACAUUUCGUGCGUCUGUUUCGCCGUAAACAAAAAGGAAUAAUACCGCUUGCUCAUUGGAAAUAAUCGCAUAAUUAAUAUCCUCAAGUCUGGAGCAAAACAUCAAACGAAAAUUGACAUAAAGUUCUUUCUUCAAGUACCAUUCAAGUGUUCUCAUCUCUCAAGAUAAAUAACUUCGAUGAUGUACUUUGGCGUAAUUUAAUAGUGAAAACUCACCUUGCGAGAGGGGUAAAGUGAAAUUUCUCGUUAUUUAUUUUUAAAGUUGCUCUGUUAUUGCUGAAGAAAUCUGGGGGCGCAAUCAACUGUAUAAGCAGCUGUAGAAUAAAGAAGAGUGCAACGAAAUUCUUCAAGACGAAAAAUGGACAAUUCAAAACUCAUUAUGAUCACCUACAGCAUUUUCAUCACCAUUGAUGUGAUGAUUUGGCGGCAAGGGAAAAUUUCAGCAAAAACAGUGACGAUGUUUUACGAUCAAGAGAUCACGUCAGAUGCCUGCUACAACCGUUAUGAACAAGCUCACAGAUGUCUGCCCGAAUUUAGGAACAUAGCUUACCAACAACGCAUUAAGGUCUCGCAUACGUGCGGGUUAGGCGGAGCAAAAAAGUUCUGUAAAUCACCACGUCAUAAACGCUGUGAAAUUUGUGACGCUAUGGAUCCGACCCUAGCGCAUCCUCCUCAAUACCUGACUGACCUUAAUAACCCAGCAGAUCCUACAUGUUGGCAGACAGAUCCGUUAGAUAAUCCUAAAGAGAACGUCACACUUACUUUAAGUCUUGGAAAGAAAUUUGACAUAACGUACAUUAAUUUAGAAUUCUGUUCAUAUCGACCUCGUGUUAUGGUCAUUUAUAAAUCGGACGAUUUUGGAAGAACAUGGACUCCGUACCAGUACUACGCUGAUAAGUGUAUGGAGAUCUUUCACAAAAGAACAAGAGGAACUGUAAGCCUGAAGAAUGAGGUUGAAGUAUUAUGCACUAAUGAUCAUCUUAUGCGACCUUUGAGAGGAGGUCGUAUAGCCUUUAGUACUCUGGAAGGCCGACCAUCAGCUCAUAAACUAGAAAGAAACGAGUUACUUCAAGACUGGGUAACAGCUACAGAUAUUAAGGUCGUGUUCAUGAAGAUAGGAGGUAACAGAAAACAUCGACGAAGAGGCAAGGAUGUGCUUUACUACGGUAUAUCAGACUUCUCCAUUGGAGGUCGCUGUCGAUGUAAUGGGCAUUCGUCAAAGUGCUCGAAAAACGCGCGUGGAAGAAUGGCGUGUGAGUGUCAGCAUCACACGAGUGGCGUGAAUUGUGAAAAAUGCGCAGAUUUCUAUCAAGAUAGACCGUGGUCGAGGGCGACUACAUACUCUGCUAACGAAUGUAGAGCUUGCAACUGCAGUGGUCACGCUAAACAAUGUCGUUUUAAUCUGGAACUAUACAAAAUGGACGGCCACGGUGGAGAGUGUUUAAACUGUCGUCAUAACACAGAAGGAAGAUUCUGUCAUUAUUGCAAACAAGGCUAUUACCGAGAUAAAAGCAAAGACAUCACACACAAAAAAAUUUGCAUCAAAUGUGAUUGCCAUCCAGUUGGAUCACGAGGAAAGAUGUGCGAUCAAAUAACCGGACAAUGUCCUUGCAAAGAAGGUGUGACCGGGAAAAAUUGCAAUGAAUGCAAACGUGGAUAUAGGAAAACGAAAACAAAAGCUGCACCUUGCAUAAAAGCUAAACAACCAAAGAACAUAAGAAGAACAGAUUUGGAUUGUACAAAAUGUCGACCAAUGUUGUUAUCGGUUACAAAAUACUGCAAGCGAGACUUUGCCAUUAGAGUGAAGAUAGAGGGGCGAACACACGUCAAAUCUUGGGUAAAGUUCAACGUAAACAUCGAGCAGGUUUACAAAUGGACUGGGGAGACACGAUUACGCGAGGGUGAGCAAGCGGUAUGGGUCUUAACACGUGACCUCAAAUGCAGUUGCCCAAAAAUAAGAAUGAACAGGCGCUACCUGAUCGUGGGUUUCAACGACAUUCACGAAAUCCAAAAAGGCAUCGUUGUUAAUCAGCGGACUGUUGUGACACAAUGGUCAAAAAAAGUAGCCAGAAGAGUGACAAAGUUUAAAAAGAGACAAAGAAAAGGCGCCUGUUUCGCGACCAGUGUGGAAGAAAAUGUCUGAGAUAGAAAGCGGCUGUUCAAGAAAGCUGAAUCAUAACAUAUUGAUGGCAGUGUUCAGAGAUAGAGAGAGAGACAAUAGUCGAUAUGCGUUCAUAAGCAGGCAGCACAGUCAUGGAUUUUAAAGAACGCCUAAUUUCACAUUACUAGUUGAUAUGGUAGCUUAUAUGCCAGCUCACUGUACAUAGUCUUAUAAAACAUGAACUUAUAACAGUUCUAGAAGCAGAACGUUGAAAAUAGACUGUUUCAUUUUUGAGGAUUGAUAAGCAGACAGUAAAAUAAGCUUUGAAAGACAACGAAUCAUUGUUCCGUUAAACUAAAGCAAUUUAAUUCAUCAUUACAACAGGAAUAAGCUAGUUUGUGAAAAAGUAGAAUUUCGUUAUAAGAUUGUAAUAUUACAACCCAAGUGCAAAGGGCAAACUCUCUAGAAAUUAGUUUGGUCAUGCGCACAAAUGCAUUUAACAGAUGAAUUCAACGCUUAGUUUUGGGUUUAAGCAAGAAAAAAACAAUUUUACUGUUGAAGAACAUAAUUGACCGCUUUGUUUCGUUGUCUUAGAGUAUGUUUAUAAUAUUCUGAUUGUCUUAAAAACUACAAGAAAAGCAAGUGUCUCUCAUUCUCCUAUUCAUCGAGAUAUUUAAGUGAAAAACCGUAUCUAUCUAUUGACAACAACUAUGUAUAUAAAUAGCAUUUGCGUGGUUCGUCCGCGUUUUGGAUGCAGAUUUCAACGUUUAUAUUAACGAUAGUAAAACUAAUUAUUGAAAA